Acomys russatus (golden spiny mouse) is the source of this 3878-nucleotide messenger RNA. RefSeq names its product zinc finger protein 721-like. The record is from RefSeq and is a predicted model, not a curated record. Gene Ontology annotation, biological process: regulation of transcription by RNA polymerase II. Gene Ontology annotation, molecular function: DNA-binding transcription factor activity; RNA polymerase II cis-regulatory region sequence-specific DNA binding. NCBI's taxonomy places the organism in Eukaryota, Metazoa, Chordata, Mammalia, Rodentia, Muridae.
AUAUCACUGUCAUCCUCAGAGGCAUAAAAGAACUCAUAUUGGAGAAAAAGCAAAGGAAGACAUUCAAUAUGGUGAAGCCAUUGCACAUCACAGUAGUCUCCAAAUACAUAAAAGCACACACACUGAGCAAAUAACCCAUGAAGAUAACCAAUGUGGUAGAACUGGUGCAACUCAAGGUCAUCUUCAGAGAGAUGAAAGAAAUCAUAUUGGAAAGAAACCAUAUGAAUGUAAUCAGUGUGUUGAUGCCAUUGCAUGUCAGAGUCACCUUCAAAGGCACGAAAGAAAUUUUACAAGAGAGAAAUCUUAUGAAUGUAGGCAAUAGUAAAGACUUUGCAGAUCACAGUUCUCUUCAAAGGCAUAAAGUAAUUCAUACAGGAGGGAAACCUUAUGAAUGUAAUCAAUGUGGUAAAGCCUUUGCAUGGCCCUGUCGUCUUCAAGUGCAUGAAAGAAUUCAUACCGGAGAGAAACCUUAUGCAUGUAAUCAAUGCGGUAAAGCCUUUGUACAGCACAGUCUUCUUCAAGUGCAUGAAAGAAUUCAUACCGGAGAGAAACCUUACGAAUGUAAUCAAUGUGGUAAAGCCUUUGCAUGUCACAGGAAUCUUAAAAUGCAUAAAAGAAUUCAUACAGGAGAGAAACCUUAUGAAUGUAAUCAAUGUGGUAAAGGCUUUGCAUGUCACAGGACCCUUAAAAUGCAUGAAAGAAUUCAUACUGGAGAGAAACUUUAUGAAUGUAAUCAAUGUGGUAAAGGCUUUGCACUGCACAGUAAUCUUCAAAGGCAUGAAAGAAUUCAUACAGGAGAGAAACCUUAUGAAUGUAAUCAAUGUGGUAAAGCCUUUGCACAGCACAGUAAUCUUCAAAGGCAUGAAAGAAUUCAUACAGGAAAGAAAUCUUAUGAAUGUAACCAAUGUGGUAAAGCCUUUGCAUGGCACUGUUCUCUUCAAAUGCAUGAAAGAAUUCAUACUGGAGAGAAACUUUAUGAAUGUAAUCAAUGUGGUAAAGCCUUUGCAAGGCACAGUCUUCUUCAAGUUCAUGAAAGAGUUCAUACAGGAGAGAAACCUUAUAAAUGUAAUCAGUGUGGUAAAGCCUUUGCAUGUCACAGGAACCUUAAAAUGCAUAAAAGAAUUCAUACAGGAGAGAAACCUUAUGAAUGUAAUCAAUGUGGUAAAACCUUUGCAUGGCACUGUUCUCUUCAAAUGCAUGAAAGAUUUCAUACUGGAGAGAAAUUUUAUGAAUGCAAUCAAUGUGGUAAAGGCUUUGCACGGCACAGUAAUCUUCAAAGACAUGAAAGAAUUCAUACAGGAGAGAAACCUUAUGAAUGUAAUCAAUGUGGUAAAGCCUUUGCACGGCACAGUAAUCUUCAAAGGCAUGAAAGACUUCAUACAGGAAAGAAACCUUAUGAAUGUAAUCAAUGUGGUAAAGCCUUUGCACGGCACAGUCAUCUUCAAAUGCAUGAAAGAAUUCAUACAGGAGAGAAACCUUAUGAAUGUAAUCAAUGUGGUAAAGCCUUUGCACGGCACAGUCAUCUUCAAAGCCAUGAGAGAAUUCAUACAGGAGAGAAACCUUAUGAAUGUAAUCAAUGUGGUAAAGCCUUUGCACGGCACAGUCAUCUUCAAAGCCAUGAGAGAAUUCAUACAGGAGAGAAACCUUAUGAAUGUAAUCAAUGUGGUAAAGCCUUUGCACGGCACAGUCAUCUUCAAAUCCAUAAAAGAACUCAUACAGGAGAGAAAAAACCUUAUGAAUGUAAUCAAUGUGGUAAAGCCUUCACAUGGCACAGUCAUCUUCAAAGCCAUGAGAGAAUCCAUACAGGAGAGAAACCUUAUGAAUGUAAUCAAUGUGGUAAAGCCUUUGCACGGCACAGUCAUCUUCAAUGCCAUGAGAGAAUUCAUACAGGAGAGAAAGUUUAUGAAUGUAAUCAAUGUGGUAAAGCCUUUACAUGGCACAGGUCUCUUCAUAUGCAUAAAAGAAUGCAUACAGGAGAGAAACCUUUUGAAUGUAAUCAAUGUGGUAAAGCCUUUGCACGGCACAGUCAUCUUCAAAGCCAUGAGAGAAUCCAUACAGGAGAGAAACCUUAUGAAUGUAAACAAUGUGGUAAAGCCUUUGCACGGCACAGUCAUCUUCAACGCCAUGAGAGAAUCCAUACAGGAGAGAAACCUUAUGAAUGUAAUCAAUGUGGUAAAGCCUUUGCACGGCACAGUCAUCUUCGAAGCCAUGAGAGAAUUCAUACAGGAGAGAAACCUUAUGAAUGUAAACAAUGUGGUAAAGCCUUUGCACGGCACAGUCAUCUUCAACGCCAUGAGAGAAUCCAUACAGGAGAGAAACUUUAUGAAUGUAAUCAAUGUGGUAAAGCCUUUGCACGGCACAGUCAUCUUCAAAUCCAUAAAACAACUCAUACAGGAGAGAAAAGAAUUCACACAGGAGAGAAACCUUAUGAAUGUAAUCAAUGUGGUAAAGCCUUUGCAUGGCACAGGUCUCUUCAAAGGCAUGAAAGAAUCCAUACAGGAGAGAAACCUUACGAAUGUAAUCAAUGUGGUAAAGCCUUUGCACGGCACAGUCAUCUUCAAAGCCAUGAGAGAAUCCAUACAGAAGAGAAACCUUAUGAAUGUAAUCAAUGUGGUAAAGCCUUUGCACGGCACAGUCAUCUUCAAUGCCAUGAGAGAAUUCAUACAGGAGAGAAACCUUAUGAAUGUAAUCAAUGUGGUAAAGCCUUUACAUGGCCCAGGUCUCUUCAUAUGCAUAAAAGAAUGCAUACAGGAGAGAAACCUUUUGAAUGUAAUCAAUGUGGUAAAGCCUUUGCACGGCACAGUCAUCUUCAAAGCCAUGAGAGAAUCCAUACAGGAGAGAAACCUUAUGAAUGUAAACAAUGUGGUAAAGCCUUUGCACGGCACAGUCAUCUUCAACGCCAUGAGAGAAUUCAUACAGGAGAGAAACCACAUAAAAGAGCACACACAAGAGAGAGGCCCUGUAUAUGUAACCAAUGUGGUAAAGCCUUUGCACGUAACAGUCAUCUCCUAGUACAUAAAAGAACACAUACUGGAGACAAGCCCUAUGAAUGUAACCAAUGUGGUAAAGCCUUUCCCUAUCACAGUAGUCUCCGAAAACAUAAAAGAGCACAUGCUGGAGAGAAACACUAUGAAUGUAACCAGUGUGGUAAAGCCUUUGCAUUUCAGAGUAUUCUUCUGUGUCAUAAAAGAACACACACUGGAGAGAAACCCUUUCAAUGUAACCAAUGUGGUAAAACCUUUGCAUUUCACAGUAGUCUUCUAUAUCAUGAAAGAAUACAUACUGGAGAGAAACCCUAUGAGUGUAACCAGUGUGGUAAAGCUUUUUCCUGUCACAGUAGCCUCAAAACACAUACAAGAACACAUACUGGAGACAAGCCCUAUGAAUGUAACCAAUGUGGUAAAGCCUUUGCAUAUCAUAGUAGUCUCCGAAAACAUUAAAAAAUGCAUGCUGGAGAGAAACCCUAUGAAUGUAACCAAUGUGGUAAAGCCUUUGCAUUUCAGAGUAUUCUUCUGUGUCAUAAAAAAACACACACUGCAGAGAAACUCUAUAAAUGUAACCAAUGUGGUAAAGCUUUUGCACGUAACAGUAAUCUCCUAGUACAUAAAAGGAUACAUACUGGAGAGAAACCUUAUGAAUGUAAUCAAUGUGGCAAAGCUUUUGCACGUAACAGUAAUCUCCUAGUACAUAAAAGAACACAUACUGGAGAGAAACCCUAUGAAUGUAACCAAUGUGGUAAAGCCUUUGCACAUGACAGUUAUUUCCUAAUACAUAAAAGAACACAUACUGGAGAGAAACCCUAUGAAUGUAACCAGUGUGGUAAAGCCUUUGCAUGUUACAGUAAUCUCCGAAGUCAUAAAAGAACACACACUGGAUAG